Molecule: messenger RNA, 3177 nt
Organism: Parathielavia appendiculata
Lineage: Eukaryota; Fungi; Ascomycota; Sordariomycetes; Sordariales; Chaetomiaceae
Product: DUF221-domain-containing protein
Exons: 3
Coding region: 1-3177 (1058 amino acids)
Cellular component (GO): plasma membrane
Molecular function (GO): calcium-activated cation channel activity
Source: RefSeq, a predicted model, not a curated record
AUGGACGCACCAUGGCACCUCCUCCCCAGGGGGGAGAAAGACCCUGGCAAAGCCUUGUUGGAGCUCUUGGCAAACCCCUUCGCCUCUCAGUUACAACAAAACUCCAUUUGGGCCGCGUUGGCCUCCUCCCUAGGUAUCACAGCCGCCAUUGCCGUCUGCUUCUCUUUCCUUCGCCCAUACAAUAGCGUUGUAUAUGCGCCGAAGCUCAAGCAUGCCGACGAGAAACAUGCCCCCCCGCCCCUGGGGAAGGGAAUCUUCGCCUGGAUCUUCCCGCUGUGGUCGACUUCGGAGCAGGAUCUGGUCAACUUGGUGGGCUUGGACGCUGCCCUGUUCAUGCGCUUCACCAGGAUGUGCCGCAACAUCUUUCUCGUUCUCGCCGUGCUCGGUUGCGCCAUCAUAAUACCCAUCAACUACACCAACUAUGUCACUAUUGGGGAUGGCGACCAAUGGGUGCUGAUGGUCACGCCAAAGAAUGUCUGGGGUUCUCCGCAAUGGGCUACCGUGGUGUUCGCUUGGCUGUUGGCCAUUGUCGUGUGCGGCUUUCUAUGGUGGAACUAUAGGAAAGUUCUGCAGUUGAGACGCCAGUACAUGAAGAGCGAGGAGUACCAACAAAGUCUCCACGCCCGCACCUUGAUGCUGUAUGAUAUUCCCAAGAACCUUCGCUCCGACGAGGGCAUUGCCCGGAUCGUGGAUACCGUCGCCCCAAACUCGUCCUUCUCCAGAACCGCCGUUGCCCGCGACGUCAAGGUGCUUCCCGACUUCAUCCAGCAGCAUGAGAAGGCGGUCCGAAAAUUGGAAAAGGUACUGGCCAUCUAUCUGAAGGAUCCGAAUAAUCUCCCGGCCGAAAGGCCCAAGUGCUCUCCAUCCAAGAAAGACCCUUCGUACGGGACCUACCCGAAAGGCCACAAAGUGGAUGCCAUCGAGUACCUCACGCAGCGCAUCAAGCUGCUGGAGUUGGAAAUCAAAGAGGUCCGCCAACGUAUCGAUAAGAGGGGUUCUAUGCCCUACGGAUUCUCGUCUUACGCAGACAUCGCUGAGGCGCAUGCCAUCGCCUUCGCCUGCCGCAAGAAGAAGCCGCACGGGGCGACCAUCAAGCUCGCCCCCAGGCCAAAUGAUAUCAUCUGGGACAACAUGCCGCUCAGUCCAUCAACCCGGAAGACGAGGAGGCUGUGGAUCAACUUCUGGAUCACGGUUCUCACUCUCCUGUGGAUCGCACCCAACGCCAUGAUUGCCAUCUUUCUGGUCAACUUGGGCAACCUGGGCAAUGUGUGGCCCGCCUUCCAGCAAUCGCUCAUAGCGAACGCGGGGAUAUGGUCCGUCGUCCAGGGUAUUGCUUCCCCGGCGCUCAUGUCGCUUGUCUAUCUCGUCCUUCCCAUCAUUUUCCGGCGCUUGUCCAUCAGGGCAGGCGACCAGACAAAAACAGGGCGCGAGCGUCACGUCGUGGCAAAGCUCUAUGCCUUCUUCGUCUUCAACAACCUCGUCGUCUUCUCCAUAUUUAGUGCCUUGUGGAGUUUUACAUCGAAUGUUAUCCAGCAGACGAGCAUGGGCGUGGAUGCUUGGACCGCUAUUUUGAAGGAGAAUAUUGGCGAGACCCUGUUCCAGGCUCUUUGCGGACUGUCCCCGUUCUGGGUCACUUGGCUCCUCCAAAGACAACUGGGCGCGGCCGUCGACCUGGCUCAGCUCUGGACGCUCCUCAGCAGCUUCAUCAUGCGCAAGUUCUCGAGCCCGACACCACGGGAGCUGAUUGAGCUCACUGCGCCGCCACCUUUCGACUAUGCGAGCUACUACAACUAUUUCCUGUACUAUUCAACGGUCGCUCUUUGUUUCGGCGCUCUGCAGCCGCUUGUCCUGCCGGCCGCGGCUCUGUACUUUUGCAUCGACGUUGGGCUGAAGAAGUACCUGCUGCUCUACGUCUUUGUCACCAAGACAGAGAGUGGCGGCAUGUUCUGGCGCGUCUUGUUUAACCGCUUCCUUUUUGGCACUAUCCUCUCUCAGCUCGCCGUCUUUAUGAUCGUCUGGGUACGGGGCGACGGCACUCAUAUUCAUGCCUACGCCGUCGCGCCUCUCCCGUUCCUGAUGAUCGGCUUUAAGAUCUUCUGCGCGCGCUCCUUUGACUACAAGAUUCAUUACUACACCACGAGGUAUUCGGCGCAGCAGCAAGCCGAGUCAGGCAUGGACGUGAAGGAGCAGAGUCUGCGCAAUGACCGGCUCGCCGCUCGUUUUGGCCACCCUGCUCUUUACAAGCCCCUCAUCACGCCCAUGGUGCAUGCCAAGGCGCAGAACUUGCUCGCUAGCGUGUAUAGCGGGCGGUUAAGUGACGGUCGGGAUGCCGGCUUCGACGAUUCCCAGACCGUCAGCGGAUACAGCGAUACCUACGCCCUCGACAACAUGGCGGCCGGCAAGGCUGGCAAAACCUCGCCUGCAAUGCCCGGGUUUGAAGUCGUGCCCGAGUCCCGCCUCGAUUUCGAAUUCUACAAGAACCGCGACGAAUUUGCCGCGGACCACGGCGGCGGCGAGCUAUUUGGGCGGCCCUCGGAUAUGAUUCGGCCCGGCACGCCAGGCACGAUUGGCAGCUCCGAGGCUACCUCCCGACCGGGUACGCCCGUGGGUGGGAUGGGUUUCGGUGGCCGAGGCGGAAACCUGCGUACAUACACGGACUCUAGCGUCUUCUCGGCUUACCCUUCACAGCCCCAGCCAUAUCCAGGCCAGGUGGCCCUAUCCGAACUCGCCGCUCGCACCCGAAGCCCAAUGCCCCUGUACACCCACGGCAACGACAGCGGCGCAAACCUCGUCGCGAGCGCGGCUCCCAUGCCGGUUGCCACCCCGGCGUACCCGCCGACGCUUAGCACGUACGGAGCCAGAGACAGAGACCCCAGGUUCGAGCCGAGCGCGACCAUGGGCGGCAGCGCCUCCUCCCGGCACCACGCCGCGACUUCCGCGCUGCCGGGGAGCAGCCGCGCCCCGGGAAUGCUGGGCGGUGGGCCGUAUGGUUAUGGUGGGCUGCCGCAGACGGAUGAUCUGGACCUCGUGCAGUCGCCUCCGUUGGGGACGGUGCAGGAUCCAGCGCAGUAUGAUUACUUUAGGGGAGGCAGUGGGAGUAGAGGGGCCGGUGCUGGGACGCCAGGGGCGGCGACAAGGGGUGCUGGUGGGGGAAGCCGUAUUUGGGAUGGGAAUUAG